AUGUCAAAAAAUAAAAGAAGUAAUUCGAUCAAAAAAGACAGUUUAACAUCAAAAGGAAGCGACAAAAGUAAUUUAGCUGAUAAGUUUGAAUUUUAUGCCCGAAUAGUCAAGUUAGUAAUACUCAGAAAAGAUGACACGGAUGUCGUAUCAAAGUACUCGACUUGGCUGAAAAAGUUGAGAAAACAUCCGAACGAGACGCUCAAGUACGACUACGUCAAGUUACUCGUCAUGGGACUCAACCAUCCGGUACCGGUGUGCCCCUUCAACGAGUACCCACCAGACGUCAUCGAACCUCUAGAAGGCGAAUGGAUCGUAAACGCUAGGAAAAUUUUCUACAACGGCGACCCGUCUUGCCGACCGAUCAUCCUGAAUCCUCCAAUCAUGACGGCCGUGUCCGACGAUAAACGUCAGUUCGCCGCCUAUCAGGAAAUACCGAAUGCGGGGCUUCAGUGUUAUUACGCUCAGUCCGACGAACCGCUGUACGAGUGGUUUUUCAAACACGACUCAUUAUCAAUUCCCCCAGAAAAUCCUGUCCAAGCCAUCCCGUUAGACUGGGAAAGGUCUCUGGCCGGAAUUCACGUGGCACCUCCUAAGAUCCCUUCCAAAAGGAAGACAAGUUCGUCGCCGAUUCAAAGACCGUCAUCGUUGAGCGUUAUAGGGAGCAACAUCGAAGAGAAAAGGGACUUUUGCAAAAUACUUACCACGUAUCAAGAAAUGUAUAACAUAACGACGCACUUUAAAUGGAACGAAUUAAGUUUAUUAACGGGCGACACAAUACCUGGUUCCGAUUUGUGUAUCGAUUGGUUUAUUCACGAACACGAAAGAACACAAUUGGACAUAGACGAGGAAAUGAUUAGGUCAUUUGAUAAACUGUACCCACACAAUUUCCGUCUUUUAGCAAGACCUGAAUUAUUAGAAGGACUCGUUAGAAAAAUGGACUGUGCCGAAGAAAAUGCUAAAUGCAUGGACGCGGAAUGUGCAAAAGUUGAAGAAGAGGAUUGCAAAUACCGAUAG
Molecule: messenger RNA, 1014 nt
Organism: Macrosiphum euphorbiae (potato aphid)
Lineage: Eukaryota; Metazoa; Arthropoda; Insecta; Hemiptera; Aphididae
Source: the annotation of a GenBank genome assembly